AAGAGGAGAAAGCUCCGCAGUAAAUAAGUCAGCAGGGAAAGAAUCUUCCUCCAUCAACUGCAGUCAAACAAUUUUCUUUUUUCUUCAAGCUCCCGGCGUGUCUUUUGAUUCUCGGCAAGCAGCAGCAGCCACAAAGGACACUUAAAAAGCGGCAGCAUGAGCGGGUCAAUACGCCGACACAGUCCCGCUGUGUCCCCCGGCAGGAGGCGGCAGCAGCCCGGGCACAGCGCGGACUCCUCGCCGCAUAGGAAGGUCCGGAACACGCAAGCUCUGGAGGGUCUGCUGAAGAAAUACACCAACCUGUUCCAUGGCUGGCAGGACAGAUAUUUUGUCCUCGACCCUGUGGCUGGCCAGCUUCACUAUUAUCGAGACGAACACAGCAGAAGCCAGCGACGUCCCAGAGGGUCCAUGUCUCUCCUUGGGGUGAUGGUCGUCUCCUGCAAACACUUUCCCUUCAUGUUUGCUCUUCACUCCUCAUCUGGACAGUCCUUCAAACUCCGAGCAUCCAGUGCAGAGGAGCAGGAACUAUGGAUGAGUCGGCUCCAGCUGGGUUCUCCAUACCUCUCCGACGAUGAUGCGAAGGUGAUGAGCGAGGCGCAAGAAGCACAGAAAAACCUUGUCCACUCAAACGAAUCUGUGGGCCUAGGAGGUGGACCCCUCUGCUCCCUGAAUGAGGAGAUUCUCCUUUUUAAAGCCACUACUGCAGCCACUUUGAGCUGCUUGGGGGAAUGCUUCACUUCGCUACACCACAAUGUUGUUCGCUCCCACAAUCAGAACCAGAACCAGAACCACCGUUCAGACAGUUUGACUCGAACGGCCUCAGUAGAGAAGCCCAAGCCCUGGAGUCAGCGCUGCAGCUUCAGUGUGAAUGAGGUGCAGCCUGGUAACCUCAAUUCGAGCUGUCAAAGCCCGACUCACUCCGCUAGUGACAACCAAAGUCCCAAACACGGCAGCAAUGCUAGAAAAGAAGUUAAAGACCAGAACUACAUCCAGAGUCAUCCAGACGGUUCAUUUGGAAGGUUCCUAUCUCCAAAGAAGCAGACGACCAGUGAUGCAUCCCAACCUUUUCUGUAUAACAACCAGUCCCACAAAGAUGAGCUGACCAACAGACCUUACCAGCGAGAUCCCAGCGACGAGACCACAGACACCGAGGUGAACGAAGAGGAGGACCUCGGGGUUCUUGAUGAACAACGAAGCAUCAUUCGCCAUCUAUUGUCCCAACUCAAACUCGGCAUGGACCUCACCAAGGUUGUGCUUCCAACGUUCAUACUGGAGAAGCGCUCCCUACUCGAGAUGUACGCCAACUUCAUGGCUCACCCCGACUUGUUCCUCUCCAUCACGGCUGGCUCAACGCCGGAGGAGCGCAUGGUCCGCUUUGUCGAGUACUACCUCACCGCCUUCCACGAGGGCCGCAAAGGGGCGGUGGCCAAGAAGCCCUACAACCCCAUCUUGGGGGAGACAUUCCAUUGCGCUUGGCAUGUGCCCCCGGACCACGUUCGAUCUCUCAGAGAAAGCGGCUGCUUCACGUCGACCGCUCCAAACUCCUCGCAGAGGCUCCCAGAAGGCGACGGAAGAACCCCGCCCGAGUUUUACCAGGUUCGGUUUGUGGCUGAACAGGUGUCCCACCACCCGCCUGUGUCAGGCUUUUACUGCGAGUGCAAGGAGAAGAGGAUGUGUGUCAAUACUUACGUCUGGACCAGGAGCAAGUUCAUGGGCAUGUCUGUUGGAGUUUCCAUGGUUGGAGAAGGUGUGCUGCAUCUGUCGGAGCACAAUGAAGACUACGUGUUCACACUGCCUUGCGCCUACGCCCGCUCUAUUCUGGCUGUGCCCUGGGUGGAGCUGGGGGGGAAGGUCACAGUCAGCUGUGCCAAAUCGGGGUACUCAGCCACAGUCACGUUUCACACCAAACCUUUCUAUGGAGGGAAAGUCCACAGAGUAACAGCUGAAGUCAAGCACAAUCGGACGGGAAACAUUGUGUGCAAAGCGCAGGGCGAGUGGAAUGGGGUCCUUGAGUUUACCUACAGUAACGGAGAAAGCAAGAUCAUCGAUACCUCCAAGCUGCCGGUCGUCAAAAAGAAGAUCAGGCCAGUAGAGAAGCAAGAACCAAAUGAGUCACGGCGUGUUUGGCAGCAGGUGACAGCAUCUCUGCGGGCGGGGAAUAUGGAUGAAGCCACGGAACACAAACACCGCCUGGAGGAGAGGCAGCGAAGCGAAGGCAAACAGAGAUCUGCUAACAAAACUCCUUGGAACCCCCAAUAUUUCAUCCAAGAGGGUGAAGCGUGGGUGUACCACAACCCGCUGUGGAAAGUUCUGGACCAGAAGCCUUGAAAGAAGAUCAAAGAGGAAUCAUCAACAUAAGUGAAUUCAAAUCCCAAAAAGACAAUCAAACUUUCAAACAGGAUACAUCUCAGCUCGAACUGAACUAAUCUCAACAUUUUACCUUUGUGCUCGUAGACGCUUCUAAGGCCUUUCACCGUGUACAGCAGGGGUGUCCAAACUUUUUGCACUGAAGGCCGCACAAUGAAAAAUCAAAGCAUUCGGGGGCCAUUUUGAUAUUUUUCAUUUUCAAAACCAAUACAGUAUAGACAUUUUUUUUUUUUUUACCUUUAGUGUUCCCCUCCUGUUCUCAGUCAUA
This is a messenger RNA of Nerophis ophidion (straightnose pipefish), 2635 nucleotides long. Its product is annotated as oxysterol-binding protein-related protein 10-like. Gene Ontology annotation, molecular function: cholesterol binding. The coding region runs from base 157 to 2328 and encodes 723 amino acids. Gene Ontology annotation, cellular component: membrane; intracellular membrane-bounded organelle; cytosol. The record is from RefSeq and is a predicted model, not a curated record. Lineage: Eukaryota; Metazoa; Chordata; Actinopteri; Syngnathiformes; Syngnathidae. The transcript has 12 exons.